This is a messenger RNA of Phoenix dactylifera (date palm), 1683 nucleotides long. Its product is annotated as putative transcription factor KAN2. Gene Ontology annotation, biological process: abaxial cell fate specification; regulation of DNA-templated transcription. Gene Ontology annotation, molecular function: transcription cis-regulatory region binding. Gene Ontology annotation, cellular component: nucleus. The record is from RefSeq and is a predicted model, not a curated record. NCBI's taxonomy places the organism in Eukaryota, Viridiplantae, Streptophyta, Magnoliopsida, Arecales, Arecaceae.
UUCCCCCACCUUUCAAACAACUCCUAUUCCCCUCGUAACCCGUAUAACAAAGCCUAUUACUCCACGCAUACACGCAACUUAACUCAUUUCUCAUAUCAUUGAAGAGACUGGUAUAAGCAGUACUGCUUGAAUAAGGAGGAGGGGGAGGAAGAGGAGAAGAAGAGUGAGCAAAUGGAGCUUUUUCCGGCACAACCCGACUUAUCACUGCAAAUUAGCCCCCCAGACAGCAAGGCCACAUCAAGCUGGGGCAAAAGUGAUGAGAGCUUGGAUUUAGGGUUUUGGAGGAGAGCCAUGGACUCCAGCAGCAGCAGCAUCAAGAGCAGCAUCACCCCCUCGACAUCGAAGGCCGAUACCGGUGGCUUCGACCUCUCCUUAGCAAACCCGAGUGUCUCAAACACCAACACCACCGACCAUCUCCCUCACCACCAUUUCCAUCUCCAUCAACACGAACAACUCCUUCAUGAUGGGUAUCACCAAGAUCUUGGGAUUACGAGGCCUAUAAGGGGAAUUCCGGUGUACCAGACCCCUCCUUCCUUUUCUUUCCUCCAAAGGCGACAGCAGCACCAGAACCAACACCACCAACUUUUAUGUGACUCAUCUUCCACUACUGCUUCGACCCCCUACACGAUGCAAGGCAUGCCGAGGUCCCCGCGAUUAUUGCCACGGUUCCCUGCGAAGCGAGGCAUGAGGGCGCCGAGGAUGCGGUGGACGACCACCCUCCAUGCUCGCUUCGUCCAUGCUGUCGAGUUGUUGGGAGGCCAUGAAAGGGCCACGCCAAAGUCUGUUCUCGAGCUUAUGGAUGUCAAAGAUCUCACGUUAGCUCAUGUGAAGUCUCAUUUACAGAUGUAUCGAACUGUGAAGACAACUGAUAGACAGCCCACUUCUUCUGACCAAACUGAACCCGUAGAGAUUUCUGAUGACAACUUGCUCAACAUCCGUGGAUCAGAAGCCUCAAUUCAGCCCGGAAGAUCGGGUGGUAGUAAUAGCACGAAUCAUUCUGGCCUAUGGAGCAAAACUUCAAGCAGGGGAGGCCGGUUCCAUGACAAACCAAAGGAAUCCACCACUGGGAGCAUACUAUCUUUCGAGUGUUGGUGUUGCACUUUGGUCGGAACAAAAGAUUGACAUGGAAGCACUUUUGUGGUGCAGGACAUGCAAUCCAAAAGCUUCGAGAUGGUAUCGGAUUUAAACUCAUCGUGCCUCUCAGAUAUGAGCACAAAGAAGCCCAAUCUCGAAUUCACCUUGGGAAGGCCGCAUUGAAUCUUUGGGUUUUCAUCCGCAUCAUGUGAUCAUCUGGGAGGAGUAAUCAGGUGCCUGCAGGGGAAACACGAAAAAAAGGAAAAGAGAGAAAGACAAGGAGACCAUUGAGGCGGAAAGCAGAAACAAGGCGACAUGAGUUUGAGAGGAGCGAGCGAGUAAAAGCUAUGCAAGCUGAGAGAUCCCUGAUGCUAUGUUCUGCGUAAAUAUGAGACUGGUUUAUUGUUUUCAAGAUGUUGAGAGUGAGAAGAGAGGGUCUCCUUUUGCUGUCAUAAAGGCAUAAAGCACUGAAGGGAUGGGGCUCCUUCAUUCUCUUGCAUAUGCACGUGAUUUGCUUUGUAGUUUCCCAACAAAGAGAAAAGGAAGGGACCAUGACACUAAUCAGUAGAAUAUUAUAUAAUAUAAUCGAAAUCAGAUGCAAGGUUUCCA